CGUCCAGUACCCCUUGCCAUGAGGUUUAUGAUUAUGGGUUGCCACAAAACUUUCUUCCUUUUCUUCUUCAUUUGCUUCCUCUGUUUUUCUACUGCUGAAGCUCAAACUUUUUAUCUUGAACACGCUUGUUCUACUGACGGAAACUUCACUGCUAAUAGUGCCUAUCAAUCGGACCUCACCACCCUUUUCUCCUCAUUAACCUCCAAUGCCGUUACCAACGCCGAGUUCUACAACACCACCGUAGCCAAGGGCGGCGACACUGUAUACGGCCUCUUCAUGUGUCGUGGUGACGUCACCCUCCAGUUGUGCCACGAAUGCGUCGUUGACGCGAGCCAGCGAAUCCGUUCCGAGUGCAGGUUCUCGAAGGAGGCCAUAAUCUGGUACCACCAGUGCUUGCUUCGCAAUUCCAACUACUCCUUCUUCUCCACAGUCGACACAAGCAUCAGAAACGGUUACUACAACACCGCAAAUAUGACCAACCAGGAAAGGUUCAUGAGAUUAUUGUUCGAUGUUAUGAACAAGACAGCGGCUGAGGCGGCGAAACCUGCUGUCGGGAAAAAGAAGUAUGAGACGACACGAGUGAAUAAUAUUUCGGGGUCUCAAACUUUGUAUUGUGUAGCUCAGUGCACGCCGGACCUUUCACCCCAAGAUUGCAGAAAGUGUCUCAGUGUUGCAAUUGGGAACCUUACAUGGUGUUGUCAGGGCAGUGAAGGAGGAAGGAUUCUAUUUCCCAGUUGCAUCAUUCGUUAUGAAUUGUAUCCCUUCUAUCGUUCUCUGGAUCAACAAGUGGUGCCGGCGCCGGCGCCAGCUCCCGCUGCACUUCCUCCCACAGCUUCUUCAUCAUAUCCCCAAGGUAAAGGUCAUGCAUUGCAUCUGCAAUUGAAAGGCUGACAACUUCUUUUUCUUCAUUCAAAGCUGAGGUAAUUUCUUUGUCAUACUUCUAUUUCUCUGUUUUUUUCCUUUCUCAUUUUCUUACAUUUUCAUUCCCAUUGAUUGUAAUGCUUAGCUCUAGCUAGUGACCAUCAGGGAUGGAGAACGAACAAUCAAGUGAGAAGGGGUUAAAACCAAAAAGUGUGUGUUUUGGCAUAUAGUAUUCUUGCCUUUAAAUUUAUGUAAUGCUGAAAAUGAACAAUUAACUGUCAAGCUUUUUGUCCUCCUUGCUACAGCUAAAAAUUAAUUAUAUGCUUCUAAUUAUAUUAUAUUCAUGUCUACUUAAUCAUAGCUUUUCCUUUUUUGAUUAAUUAUAUUCACCAUAUGCUUCUAACUUGAUUUCUUUCUUUCUUUGUUCUUUUCUUUUUUGUAGUCCUUUGAAGUACAUUGUUACAAAUUUUGCAGCUUCACAUAACUUCAUUAUUGUCAAGUAAGCCUAAUUAAUUAAGUUACCAAAUCACAUAUGCAAGCAAUUUUUCAGUGUUUUAAAUAAGGUCAUUGGAUUAUACACUUUUGCUAUGAAAUUUCAUAUUCAUAGUUCUACAUGUGUGCCAUUUGAUGUGCAAAAUUUUCUGAUAAAAUAAAUGUAAACAAAAAGAUUGUAGGAAAGCCUAUUACUUUCAUAGUCGCCAGAAAAAACAUUAAUAAUUUCAUUAUUCUUGAUUGGUUGGACUUAACGAUAAUUCAACUUUUUAUUAUGUAAUUAUUUAUUUUUAUUUCUAAGUUAAUAUUUAAUAUUUUUAUUUUAUUGCUAACAUAUUUCUUAUUAGCAAAAGUACCUUUACAAGAGAUGCACCAAACUCAGUGUUAAUGAUAAUUAUAAAUGUCUUAAAAGUUAGAUUUUAAUUGUUGUCUUUUCUACAUUAUAUUAUCAUGUACACCACUAUGGAAUGCUUUGAUGGCCGUGGAGGAUGUGUCAUAUGCAUUGGCCAUGAUAGAACGUAUCUUUGGCUAAGAUGAGUGGCCUCUAUGCCAUAAGCUACAGCAAAUAUGCUCAGAAUUGUUGAAGUGACUGUUUUGCCUCUUUUUCAUAUAUUUUAAUUCUUAACUACUUUGUCAAGCUUCUGUACCUUGUGUACUAUGAUUUUUUAUGUUUUCAAGGGCCUUAACUUAUGGUUUUCAAACUUGGUUCCUCUCAAAUAUUAUUUAUGAACAAGCUUUGGAGUUUCAAAUGACCAAAGUUGAUCAUAUCUUCUUUUGGUCUCUUCCUUAAUUUAAUUAAUUGGUUUAAGUGUUAUGGUUAUGUGUAGAUAAUGAUGGGGGUUAUUACCGAUAGGGUGAAUGAGUCACAAUUCAGGAAAAUACAAAUCCUCGUUCUAUUUUAACAAUAAGCAAUUCUUUAUUUAACAAGUCUAGAAGAUAGCUACUUUUUUUUUUAGAAAAAUAAGUGUUGUAAUAUAGUGAAAAUGUUACCA
Prosopis cineraria is the source of this 2345-nucleotide messenger RNA. RefSeq names its product cysteine-rich receptor-like protein kinase 10. The coding region runs from base 19 to 891 and encodes 290 amino acids. NCBI's taxonomy places the organism in Eukaryota, Viridiplantae, Streptophyta, Magnoliopsida, Fabales, Fabaceae. The record is from RefSeq and is a predicted model, not a curated record. The transcript is spliced from 2 exons.